AUGGCUACUACCAAAGAUGAAGUGUCCCCUGCCGACCUCGGAGAGUCCACCAAGCCAUCACUUACCGAGCAAGUCGACGAAAAGGCCGUCGUCCUAACAGAAGGCCCCCCUCCCCAACCGCCACCAGCCAUGGACGGCGGCACCCGAGCAUGGCUACAAGUCCUCGGAUCCGCUCUUGUCUUCGGCAACCUCUGGGGCCUGCCCUUCUGCUUCGGCGCCUUCCAGAACUACUACGAGCUCACCCUCCUGACCAACGAAACCUCCUCCAGCAUAGCCUGGAUCGGUACAUUGACCAUGUUCCUCCUCAUCCUCACCGGCAUCGUCUCCGGCCCACUGUUCGACAUCGGCUACUUCAAAACCAUGCUGUUCGCAGGCGCCGCCCUCGAGACUUUUGGGAUGUUUAUGCUCAGCCUUUCCACCAAAUAUUGGCAGAUCUUUCUCACCCAAGGUGUGGUGAUGGGCUUCGCCAACGGCCUCUUGUACCUCCCCGGACUCGCCCUCGUCGGCCGCUCGUUCAAGAAACACCGCGCCGUCGCUAUGGGCGUCGUCAGCUGCGGCGCUCCCAUCGGCGGGAUCGUAUACACCCUCGUCUUCGAGCGCCUGAUUGGCGGCUUGGGCUUCGGUUGGACGGUCCGUGUGCUCGCCUUCAUUAUGCUGGGUACCUACUCCAUCGCCUUCCCUUUGCUGCUCUGGGGCGCGCACAACGUCGGCGAUAUCGGCAGCGGACAGGCGCGGAAGCUUUUCGAUAAGUCUGCAUUCCGUGAUGGGCCGUUUUGGGCGUAUACGUUUUCGAAUUUCUUUUUGUUUAUGGGAUAUAUGAUCCCGUUCUUCUUCAUUCCGACGUUUGCGCAGCUCGCAUUGGGGAUGCCAAGGAGCUGGGCGCUGUACACAGUGGUGUUUGCCCAGGCAUCCAGUAUCGUGGGGCGAUUGAUUGCGAGCUACGCCGCCAGUCGGGUAGGGGUGAUGAUACCCUGGAUCACGUGUGGACUGAUGUCGGCUGUCUUCAACCUCGCGUGGACAGGUGUGCAUAGUGAAGGGCCGUUCAUUGCGUUCUCGGUGCUCUAUGGAGCGUUCUCGGGGGCGCUGAUACCGCUGCCGCCGAGUAUUUUCCCUGUGGUGUGUCCGGAUCCGAAGGUUUUAGGGGCGAGGAUGGGCAUGGCGCAGGGGUUGGGGAGCGUGGCGAGUCUGAUUGGGAGUCCGAUUGCGGGUGCGUUGAGUCAGGUUGGGGUUAGUGGGCCGGAUGAGAGGAAUUAUUUGGGGUUGCAGCUAUGGGCGGGAUUGGUGAUGUUGUUGGGGGCGGGGAAUUUGAUGUUCUUGUGGUGGUUGCUUGUGAGGAAGCGGAAGCCGGAGACGAAGUUGAUAUGA
Molecule: messenger RNA, 1365 nt
Organism: Cyphellophora attinorum
Lineage: Eukaryota; Fungi; Ascomycota; Eurotiomycetes; Chaetothyriales; Cyphellophoraceae
Product: Riboflavin transporter MCH5
Exons: 1
Coding region: 1-1365 (454 amino acids)
Biological process (GO): transmembrane transport
Cellular component (GO): fungal-type vacuole membrane
Molecular function (GO): transmembrane transporter activity
Source: RefSeq, a predicted model, not a curated record